CCGGGUAGGUAAUACAUCUAAGCUUACACAAAGCAGGACAUGGACAUCCAGGAAAAUUUAAAAAGCCAACUUCAGGAUCGUGAUCGUCACUUAACAGAUGAAAACAUUCAGCUCCGGGACAAGAAUGAAAGCGUCUCUGCUCAGCUGGGGGCGAUACAGAGUAAGCUGGAUGAGACAGCUGGGUCCAAAGCUGAACUGUCCACGAAGCUCAUCUUCAGUGAGGAAGAAAAAUUAAAAAUGUCAAAGGAUGUAAUUGAGGUACAGAUACAGACUAACAAAAUGAAGGAACGUUAUGAAGCAGAGGCUUAUGAGCUGAAAAAUAAGAUUUUGUUUUUGGAGAAUCGGUUGAUGGAGCUGGAGGUGGAGAAGGACAGGUCUCAGAGGGAAACCCAGUACGCCAAGGGUUGCCUGCACGCAGCUGAGAAGAAUCACAAGGAGCUGGUUGAUGAGUACGUCACCCUGAAGAGCAACUACCUGGCCCUGACGGAGGAGCACGACAGGGAGGUCUCGCGGAACCAGGAGCUGAGUGAGGAGCUGCUGGAGCUUGCACAAGCACAGGAUACCCUACUCAAGCGGAGCGAGGGCCGGGCUCAGCGGAUGCCAGGCAGGGAGGCUGCCGCCGAGCUGGACAGGGUUCGAGAGCUGGUCAGCAGGAUGUCCCAGCACAGGCUCAAGCCAGAUGAGCUUAUGGUGUCAGAGCAGGAGCGGAAAAUCCUAGAGGAAAAACUCCUUAGAAAGCAAGAGGAACUCAAAGAAGAGCUGGAGAGAAUGAAGCAGCACUAUGAAGGGCAGCAGCGCCACCUAGAGGACAAAAUGAUGGCCAUGAGCAAGGAGCAACAGGAGAACAAACAAACCGUCCACAAUAUCCAACACCAGCUGUCCAAGCAGACUGUGGCUCUGCUUAGCUCACAGAAUCAGCUAAAGGAGGUGGAGAUGGAGAACUCCAGGCUGCAGCUGCAGGUGAAGGAGUUGAAUGAAGAGUACCGGGCGCGGCUGCAGCGCUACCUGCAGGAUUUUGCUGAACACCUGGACCAGCAGAGCAGGAAUCGAGAGGCUGAGAAGGCUCCAGAUGAGGGGCAUACAAGGAGGUUUGUGAACAGCGUGCUGCAAGAUGUGAAGACUUCUUACAGGUCCCGUGAGGAGCAGCUGGCCAGUGCUGCCCGCAUGUACAAGAAGAGGCUGCGGCAAACCACCCGAGGCCACGAGGCGCUGCUCGUCGAGUACAGAAUGCAAAGGGAGCAGAUUCUUGCUCUUGCCGACCGUGGCCUGGUCCCGGGACCACCCGAGUCACACUUCUGCCUGUUAGACGGCGAGCUGCGGACAGACCAGGGCCAGGAGCUGCAGAGGCUGCGGGAAGACAAGGCCAGGCUGGAGCACCAGCUAAGGGACGCGUUGGAGCAGAGUACCCUUCGCAGUGUCAGUUUGCUGGAGUCGGGAAAUCCAAGGAACACCUCAGAGGAGAUGUGGACUGAUAUCAGGAAGGAACUGAAGGAUUUUGUACAUUCCACGCUGGAGGUUCAGGAGAGGGAGCGGGCCCAGCUUCUCACCCGGGCUGCAGUGGCCGAGGGCCAGCUGUCAGAACUGCAGGAGUAUGUGGAUAAGCACCUGGGCAGGUACAAAGAGGAGAUCACGCACUUGCGCCACCUGCUGGACACAAAAGGAAGCCGUCCUCGCAGUGCAGUUGAGCCUAAAAGCGACCCUGGGCAUCACUCAAAGAGAAGCACUAGUCAUGAGAUCUGACUGGACCAGCAUCAUCUGCAGCACCAAACCAGUUAUAGAUCAUAUCCAGCACAUGCCUCCAAACAUAAUUAGAAAGGAAAUAUAAAUCUGACAUAUCGUUAUUUUAUUCAGGGUAUCAAGACCGGCUGCCAUUUAUCAUGAAACACAGCACUGUAAUAAUAAUAAUAAUAAUAAUCGAUACUUUUAUUAAUCCCCGUGGGGAAAUUGUCUUUAUGCCUCCCUCAACUUGCUCU
This is a messenger RNA of Paramormyrops kingsleyae, 1973 nucleotides long. RefSeq names its product coiled-coil domain containing 78 (gene ccdc78). The record is from RefSeq and is a predicted model, not a curated record. Lineage: Eukaryota; Metazoa; Chordata; Actinopteri; Osteoglossiformes; Mormyridae. Gene Ontology annotation, cellular component: cytoplasm.